Messenger RNA from Caenorhabditis sp. 36 PRJEB53466, 536 nucleotides. The record is from the annotation of a GenBank genome assembly. NCBI's taxonomy places the organism in Eukaryota, Metazoa, Nematoda, Chromadorea, Rhabditida, Rhabditidae.
AUGCUCCGUGGAGUGCUUUUUUCUAUUUUUCUAUUUGCCAUUUCGGUCCAAGCCGACUGCGAUGUUUCUUCUUUGAACGACUCGGAAAAGGAGCUUACCCUCCGUAUCUGUCACCUUGAGGUACUUCAUUACAUAGCGGAUAACUUUACAAGUUUAUCGUAAUUUUUUCAGUCUGAACUUGCUGUUGUCCAGCGAGCAUUGCAGGAAGUGAUGCAACAAAGAGGCAUGACUCUGUACGAUGAAGCGAUGCCAGAGAUGAGUAAGCGUAAGAACGAGUUCAUUCGGUUCGGAAAACGGAGUGACGGGUUAGUGACCGCUAAUCAGAAUUUACUAGAAAAGAUCCGGUUUUAGUGUCGAGAAAAGGAAAAACGAGUUCAUCCGCUUUGGUAAGCGGAAAAAUGAGUUCAUUCGGUUUGGGAGAUCCGAUAAGGGACUCGUCAACGACGAUCUGGCCAGUAAGUACAGUACAAUUAUACUCAUUUUCAUCUGGAAUUUCAGUGGAAAAGCGAAAGAACGAGUUUAUCCGAUUCGGAUAA